CUUCUUACGAGUCUCACGACAUCACCUAUGCGACCUAUCUCUGUGUUCCCAAGGCUUUUCGUGGGUGAUGGUGUUGUGGAGGAGGAUCCGUCAGAGUGGUUACGCGAAGUGCGCCUAUUCAGCAUCGGUCAUGAGGAAGAGGACCAACUGAAGAUAUUUGAGCUCUGCCUUGCUCCAGGCAGUCCUGCAAUGGCUUGGUUCGAUUCCUUGGACUCGCGCUCGCGCGGCUCAUUCAAAGGGCUGGUUUACGCGUUUCGAAAGGAAUGGCCUUCGGUGCCGCAUUUGCCGCUCCCGUCUUGGUUACCCCUAGAUCGGCUCGAGCAAUGUGUUUUGCGAGAGGAGGAUCUUGGACGAGACGUUAUAGAAGAGUCCACAGGCCUCAUUCUUCCUUCCCACGUUGCAUAUGCCAGGCGAAUUCGCCGACUGGCUGUUGCUGUGGACGUUGAUGACCCACAAAACCCUCCUCAACCCAACCUGGUAGCUGAUGCUCGUCGUCGCUUGCCAACUGCUUUGAGGGUUUGUGUGUCGAAGGGCAUUAAGACAUGGGAUGCUUAUGUUAUGGCGGUGUGUGACAUUAGUACCGCCGAAAUCGCAAAGGUGGCGGCUAAUAUGGCACGCGAACGUCAUGCCAAUGGGCAUCCUAAUGGUACAACAAAUGGGGCCGACCAUCGUCCUCGCCCGGCUCACGCAUACUCUGCGCCCACCACAAACGGUAGACAAUAUCCAAAUGGUCACGCCAAUGGCAACGGUUAUCAUGCGUCUUCCGAUCUACCCGCGCCUCAUAUUGUCUACCAGGCUGAUGAGGAAGGGGGAAGUUUCCCAGCAACUAACAUCAACCCCCAUAUCACUUCCCCCACGGAUCCCACUUUCCCUCGUAAUGAUUCUCCCUCGAUGUAUAGUGCCACUGGAGCAGCCCCGUACCAUCGCGACACACCCUCCGCACCACCAAUGGCAUCUCGUUCUUGGCUGUCGACUAGUACACACCGAUCCCCGCCUUCAUCGACAGCUGGGGUAUGGACACGAGGAUAGAUCACCCAGUCGUGUGGUAUGAAGUCAUCGGUACCU
This is a messenger RNA of Cantharellus anzutake, 1065 nucleotides long. RefSeq lists its product as uncharacterized. NCBI's taxonomy places the organism in Eukaryota, Fungi, Basidiomycota, Agaricomycetes, Cantharellales, Hydnaceae. The record is from RefSeq and is a predicted model, not a curated record. The transcript has a single exon. Bases 28 to 1029 code for a protein of 333 amino acids.